Molecule: messenger RNA, 4134 nt
Organism: Mauremys reevesii (Reeves's turtle)
Lineage: Eukaryota; Metazoa; Chordata; Testudines; Geoemydidae
Molecular function (GO): protein binding; GTP binding
Source: RefSeq, a predicted model, not a curated record
AUGGCCGGGUCAGCUGACACCAUUGAGAUGCCGGCUCUGGGCCGCCCGUUCCAGCUGGGGAUGCUGUACGACUGCCGCAGCGACUCCCUCAUCCCAGGCAUCACUUUAUGGGACCUGGAGACACUUCAAAAUCAUGUAGAUGCAAAACCACAAUCCAAGACUGAAUUUCAGAUUGUUGCAUCUGAUGCCACUGAUGACAAGGCCUCUGCCCUCAAUGUCACAGCAUCGCUGAAGGCCAGUUUCCUGUCUGGCCUGGUGGAGGUGAAUGGAUCCGCAGAAUAUUUAAGUGAUAACAAGACAUCAAAACAUCAAGCCCGUGUUUCUCUCCACUACUCAGCUCAAACACAGUUUAAGCAGCUGAGUAUGAGCCACUUAGGGCACCAUAAUAUCUCUUACCCUGAUGUGUUUGACCAAGGCACGGCCACCCACGUGGUCACAGCUGUGCUGUACGGGGCGCAGGCUUUUUUUGUCUUUGAUCAGGAUGUUUCUUCAUCUGAGAACGUACAAGACAUACAGGGAAAACUCCAGGUUAUCAUUAAAAAGAUACCCCAGGUUUCCAUCAAAGGGGAAGGAGCUCUCAAAAUGGAUGACAUGGAAAAAAAACAAACUGAAAAACUUAAUUGUAAAUUUUAUGGUGAUUUUGCUCUUGAGAACAAUCCAGCUACUUACCAAGAUGCCAUGAAAACAUACUCCACCCUCCCCAAGCUGCUGGGUGACAGUGGGGAGAAGGCCGUACCAGUGAGAGUCUGGCUGUACCCACUGACGAAGCUGGAUUCCAGAGCUGCUCAGCUGGUGCGUGAGAUCAGCACAGAACUGAUCGUUGAUGUUCAAACUGCUCUGGACCAACUGACAGAAUUAGACAUGCGAUGUAAUGACGCAGUGAAGAAAUCAAAUGCCACAAAGUUCCCUGAAAUCAGGAGCAAAAUCCAGCAAUUCAAGGAUCUGUGUAAACAACACAGAGAGACUUUCCAGAAACAGCUAGCAAGUAUCUUACCCUCCAUCCGUGGAGGUGGAAAAGAGGAAGGGGCCCUGGUGGACAUAUUAACCUGCAAAAAACAAUCACCGUUCAACACCCAGCAACUGAAUGAAUUUCUGGAUAAAAAGGAACGAGAAAUGACUUUCAUCAAUUCCUAUCUUUCUGCCCUAAAGGAUGUGGAAGUAGUGUCCUCCCAGAAUAAACUGGAUGAAAUAGUACUUGACCCCAUGAGUGACUUUGUUGUCGCCUUUAUGUUCACUUCAUUACAUGAAGAGGAACCAUAUUUAUCAGAUUUAAAACUCUGCCUUCAGACCCAGGUUAUGAAAAAUACCCAAGAUCCUGCAUCAGACAGUUCUGUCAGCGAGAAAUCCAAACUGUGGUUUGAGGAGAAACAGAGGAAACAAAGUGCCCGAAAAUCUGCAAAAUCCAUUUCAGACUUUGCCCGUGUCAAUAAAUCUUAUGGGAAAACUCGAUUCAUUGUGUCCUCUGUCCCAGACAAGGACAAUCCGGGAGCUUCAAUUUACCUCUAUGAAAACGAAGACCUGGUCAGCACUAACUAUGAGCCUCCAUCAAAACCUCUUCCUCCCCUGAUUGAUGGAGUCAGACAUGACCGUGUGCAGCUCACAUUUAACCCAGCAGCCUAUGGCAGGGCUGCGAUAUCCGGCUAUCGGGCAGAGUACAGAAUUGUAGGGCAGGAGAACUGGACGGCUGUGACUGUAAAUAACACACAAGAGACAUUCACAGUAACAGGACUCCGUGCAAACACCGAGUACCAGUUCCGAUAUGCUGCAGUGAGCAAACCAGGGCUCAGCGAGAGCAGCGACGUGAGUGAUCCUGUGAAGACUCUUCCCCUGACCAGCCCCCCUGGGAAGCCUGUAACAGCUACUGUAGAAUCAUCUUCCAUUGCCCUUUCCUGGGAGAGUCCAAGUGUCAUUGGAGAUGGAGUCAGUAUAAGGGCAUAUAAGGUGGAAUACAAAGAGGAAGCUGGAGGUGAGCAGAAAGACAAAUGGCUGGAACGAAGAACAGGCAAGAGAACAGAGUUCUGUGCCAUUGAUGGACUGAGGCCUGGGACGCCCUACAGAUUCCGGGUGUCGGCUGUGUGUGCGGAUGGGGCUUACACACUUGGAAAAAAGACACAUCAGUUCCCUAAUAAAGUGAUUAUGGUGAUGGGAGCAACUGGAUCAGGGAAAACCACACUCAUCAAUGGCAUGAUCAACUAUGUCCUGGGUGUGCAAUGGGAAGAUGAAUUCAGAUUCAAACUAAUCCAUGAAAUUACAAACAGAAGCCAAGCCCAGAGCCAGACAUCUGAAGUGACAACCUAUGAGGUCAAUUGGAAAGAGGGCUUCAAAGUCCCCUACUCCCUGACUAUAAUAGACACCCCAGGAUUCGGUGAUACCAGAGGAAUUGAACAUGACAUAAAGUUAACGGAGCAGAUCCGAACAUUUUUUUCCACUCCAGGAGCCAUUGAUCAGAUAGACGCUGUCUGCUUUGUAGUUCAGGCCUCACUCGCUCGUUUGACACACGCCCAGAAGUACGUGUUUGACUGUUCUAUCUUUGGGAAGGAUAUAAAAGACAAUAUACAAAUCCUGAUCACCUUCGCAGAUGGACAGACGCCCCCUGUUCUACAGGCCAUUAACGAGUCUGAGGUGCCUUGUGCUAAAGAUGCUCAGGGUGUCCCCGUUCAUUUCAAAUUCAACAACUCCGCACUGUUUGCCAACAAUGCUGGAGCUGGCAAGGGCCAUUGUAAUUUUGAUGCAAUGUUCUGGGAAAUGGGAGCGAGCAGCAUGGAGACUUUUUUUAUGUCCUUAAGAUCUUUAAAGACUAAAAGUUUAACAUUAACGCAGGAAGUUCUCUGGGAACGAAAGGAGCUCGAGGUUGCUGUGCAAGGGCUGCAGCCACAAAUCAAAGCUGGCCUGACAAAGCUAGAGGAGCUACGACAGACUGAGCGAGCUCUGGAACAGCAUCAGGGUGAUAUGGAGGCCAAUAAAGACUUUGAGUAUGAGGUAGAACUAACAGUGCCAGUGAAAGAAGACAUUAGCAGCACAGGUGUGUUUCUAACAAACUGCCAGAAGUGUCACUUCACAUGUCACGGUAACUGUGCAUAUGCUGAUGAUAAAGAUAAGGACAAAUGUUGUGCUAUGAACGGCUCUGGAAAUUGCAUUGUUUGCCCUGGUAAAUGUGUGUGGAACGUUCACUUCAAUCAAAAGUACAAGUGGGGAUAUGAAGUCAAAAAAGAGAAAAAAACCUAUGCAGAACUGCAGGAAAAGUACAAAAAGGCCUCUGAUGAGGUGAUGACUACAGAGAAGGUUAUUCAGAGGCUGUAUGAGGAAUACACUGAAGUAGAAGAGAUAGUGCUGGAGCUCAUUAAGAGAUCAUCUCUCAGCCUCCAACGCCUGCAAGAAAUUGCCUUAAAACCAAACCCACUGUCCACUCCAGAAUACAUUGACCUCAUGAUCAUGUCAGAAGAGCAGGAAGUGAAGCCUGGGUACCAGGGACGCAUAAAAUCGCUGAAGGAGGUGAGAGAACAGGCCGUGAUAAUAACCAAGAUUGCCAAUAACGAGCAACUGCUGCCAGCAGAGAUGGAAAAGUACAGGAAGCAUGAAACACAAAAGAUGGGAAUCGUGAAAAAAACAGGCAAGAAGAUUAAAAAAGGGUAUAAUAUGCCGGUGAAGCAGCGUCGUGUACUCACCGGCCUCUGCACCGAGCGGGCGGGGCAGGAGCCCCUGACUCAUGGCAACCUAGAAGCUGUAUCCAACUACCUGGCCAUGGGCGGAUGGAAUGGAAGUGAAGAUGACUAUACAGUUGUACCAAGCAGCCAUCCGCCUUCACAAGGGGACGGAAACAUUUAUUACAUCUUGACAGAUGAUUUUCCAUAUGCCAGCAAGCUCUUCCAACCCAGGAACAUGUGCUUCCUUAGAGAGAGGACUUAUCUGCACAGUAUUGCCUGUGACAGGGCUCCCAUUCACUACUUGAGGGUCACCAUGCUGGUUGACAAUUCCAUAGUCACUAUCGAUACAGAAAUUCUUCAGCUCAUGAAUAAGGAGGAAGCUGCUUUCUCCCUGGCCAUCAACACCUUCAACGAGUGCUUGAACUGUUUCCUGGGCAGUCACAGGCAUAGCCUUGAAGAAGCAGUGAAGGCUACAGUGGACCAGUACUGA